Molecule: messenger RNA, 467 nt
Organism: Cetraspora pellucida
Lineage: Eukaryota; Fungi; Glomeromycota; Glomeromycetes; Diversisporales; Gigasporaceae
Source: the annotation of a GenBank genome assembly
AUUAUGACUUUCCCCGAGGAAGUAAACAAAAACUAAUACCUUCAGUUUAUCUUACGAUUGACCCAGAAGGUUCAAAUGACUCAUUAUUUAACAUAAUGGCUAUGAUGGAAAAUUCUGUUUUAAAUAAUAUGCUAAAAUUGGAAAAUAAAUUCAAACCAAUUUUGGUUUUGCUUGUUGACAGUGGUUCCGACGAGAACCUCAGACACUUCAAAAAUAUAAAAGAAUACUGUAAAUUAUUUAUAGAAUUAAAUUUGGAUUAUUUAACUAUCAGAAUCCAUGCACCUAGACAAUCUGUCUACAAUCCUGUAGAGCAUAGCAUGUCUACUCUCUCAGAAAAGUUGGCAGAUAUUGUCCUACCUAUUGAUCAUUUUGGCUUACAUCUUGAUUCUAAUGUCAUUAUUGAGAAUAUAGACCUUGCAAAGCAAAAUUUUUGUUAUGUCAGUGAAAAGCUAUGUGAUAUUUGGUGA